CCAGGAUGAGGGCAAGUAUAUGCGCGGGUAUUCAUGCGUUCAUGCCGAGCACCCGAAACGAAUUCAGCAGGAAGGGUGAGGGCUACAGUGCUGAUCGCAGCAUAUGGCAACUCAGACAAACGAUAAUGACUGAUCUGAUGAUAAGGAGGAGCAUACGUGGAUCCUUUCAGGGGAUUAAUGUCUCACAUUGUCUGAAUGCGAUGGUAACACCCAAGCCAUCCGAGCGACUAGCGAGUUGAUAGCGAGUAAAGCUGCCGUGUGAACGCUGAGAAAGUAAACAAAUCAUCAAGGAGAGACACCAUUGCCCUGCGAAGUUUACUGAAGGAGUGGUUGCGGGCUUACCAUUCAAAAAAGGUCUUUCACAUCGUCCACAAAAUUUCAAACCUUCAAAUGGAAUGCAUAUGGAAGUUGACACCACGAAGAUCACCGACGAUUGAGUCGCAGGCCGAGAGACCCGGCAGGUGACUAUGUAGGGCCAAACCACAUGGGAAUCUUGUUCAAAGCGAAGAUCGUCAGGGAGGGAGACGAAAUUUCCACCGCUCCAUGGUUCAUCCCCAACAAUCUCUCCGCCUAUGCUCCAAAUGAUGGAAUGACUAUUGAGAGGCGCCGCAUCCCGACCAUAUGCCUUUACGAGUACCAAGAACUUGAAGCAAAAACGGCCGAGUUUGAACAGCGUACACCGAUGAGUUCCACUAGUCAGCGCUGUUGGGAUCAGAGACAAGAAGAGACGAUAGAUAUAAGGCGUGGUAUCGCGCAUGCCAUUCGCGGAUAGAGGAGUUGAAACUUGAAAGCUGUGGAAUUGGGGAC
Messenger RNA from Stereum hirsutum FP-91666 SS1, 807 nucleotides. RefSeq lists its product as uncharacterized. The transcript is spliced from 2 exons. The coding region runs from base 485 to 772 and encodes 95 amino acids. The record is from RefSeq and is a predicted model, not a curated record. Lineage: Eukaryota; Fungi; Basidiomycota; Agaricomycetes; Russulales; Stereaceae.